CUUUGAAGGGGGGGGGAGGCACUCACACCAUCAGCAUUUUUUCCGAUAGGCUACCGUCCAGGCUGCAAGGGCGAGGUGAAAUUUAAGCGUCAGAUGAUUGCAAAGAGAGCGCGGAGAACAAUGCCAAACCUUAGGAUUCGGGAUGCUGAAGAGAAACCAGGAGGGACAGAGGUGCAAAUCCGGGGUAUUGGGGGUUCCAGGUGAAAUUGGCGCAACAUCCAUGCACGAUAUGGCGCCAUUGACGAUACAAGGAGGGAUGGGAUAGUCACGACAAGACGAGUCAACGACGAGAACCCGGUGUCGAGAUGCGGCCAUUUCAUCACGUCGCACAGACAGCAUGCAAGGGGUUUGAGAGUGGGAUGGUGGUGUUGAUGCAUCAGAGUCGAGUCGGGUGACGGGUGGUGAUACCUGAUACCAUGAGCGAUGGGGGAAUUCGGUGGUGGGAAGAGGCAGCCAGACAACUCUGGUCGUAUGCGAUGCCCCAAGAGAAGUCAAAGAUGGAACAGACAAACAGGAUGCGCGCAUUCCAAGCGCGCGUGAGAGGAAAGGGAAAGGCCCAGUGAGGUAGUGAGGUCUGCAGUCAGUCCACCACACCACCGCCGCGAAUGGCUCCGUAUACGGCGGUUUCCGGUAGCCUGAGCAAGACCAUCCCGAAUGGCCCCUCGUCAGCCAAGGGGUUGGUCUGAGCAGUAUCGGUAUCGCGAAUUACUCACCCUUGGGAUGCUACAGAGACAUAUUCAGCGAUUGAGGACGAGGCAGAUUCCGAACAUAAAAAUGGGCAGAGGAACUCGCCUGCUCUCACCGAGACCAGAUCACAGUCAACUCAGUUGUCUACUGCACCCCUCAAGCAACACCAACACCACCACCGCCAAACAAAAACUUCAUCCAAUCUAACUCAAGAUGAUGUCCCACACAGCACCGACCUCCACCACAGAACACCAAGCAAAGACAUCGGCGUCAGUCGAGGUCAACAACACGGGCUACGUGCCCAAUUACAACGACACCGACUACAGCGACUUCCUGUACCUCGCGCCCCCGCUGUCGACCGAGUUCCUCCCUCUGGAACCCGCCGCCGACAAGGCUGCGCGGCCCAUGAUCAAGAAGUCCAAAGUCCGGCCCUCCGAGACGUUCAACACCGGCACCACCCCUCCCCCGACCACGCCGAUGGAGAAGCCGUACGCAAAGGCGACCUUCCCGGCGACCAUGAGCCGCUCGUCGACCUCGGACGACGACAUGGCCAAGGCCGCGGAACGGCGUGAGCGGAGACCCAGCUUCGUCGAGGUCACCCCCGUCAAGGUCCACCACGAGCACGAAAAGCACCAAGACGCCCACGGCCACCACCACCACGACGCCCACAGAAGACGGUCCUCGCACGAAUCGGAGCCCAUGGGCUGGUGGCCCGAGGACGACACCAAGGCCCAGCACGAGUGGGUGGAGCAGAACGAGGAGGAGGAUGUUAUUGAGGAGGACGUCUGGAGCGAUGCAUUUUACGAGUAAUAAUGCCCCUCCCCCCUCCAAAGUUCCUCUUUCUCUCUCCCCCGCCUGCUCGGUGUAUAGAGGCUUAUUUUUGGUGUUUUCGUUUUUCGGUUCAAAUAAAGAUUGGCGCCGGAUCUGCUUGAUUUGGGCGAAAGAGCGGGAUUGAAGCGAACUUGAGAGAGAGAGAGAGAGAGAGAGAGGGAGGAAAGGGGGGUGAACCGCCCUCUUUUCCCAUGUAAUAACCUGUAUAUACAUACCAUCCAGGGGAUCAACGUCUGCUCACGUAUUGAUGAAAAUAUACAUACUAUUUCACGACUCA
Cladophialophora immunda is the source of this 1795-nucleotide messenger RNA. RefSeq lists its product as uncharacterized. The coding region runs from base 901 to 1497 and encodes 198 amino acids. The transcript has 2 exons. Lineage: Eukaryota; Fungi; Ascomycota; Eurotiomycetes; Chaetothyriales; Herpotrichiellaceae. The record is from RefSeq and is a predicted model, not a curated record.